GGGCGGGCGCGGCUGCCCGGGUCCCGCCGGCCCUGGUUCCACCGCAUCGACGAGGCCGUGCUGCUCGGCGCGCUGCCGCUGCGGGGCCGCAUCCGCAGGCUGGUGGCGGAGGAGAACGUGCGCGGCGUGGUCACCCUCACCGAGGACUACGAGACCCGGUUCCUCUGUUUUUCCCCCCAGGAAUGGGAGGCAAUGGGAGUGGAGCAACUGCGUCUCAGCACUGUGGAUCUAACUGGAGUGCCCACCUUGGAGAACCUGCAGAAGGGCGUGGAGUUCAUCCUGAGACACCGAGCCCGCGGUAACAGCGUCUAUGUGCACUGCAAGGCAGGGCGCUCCCGCAGUGCCACCAUGGUGGCAGCAUACUUAAUUCAGCUGCAUCGCUGGAGACCUCAGGAAGCAAUAGAGGCCAUUGCCAAGAUUCGUCCCCACAUCCUCAUUCGACACCACCAAGUCCAGGUCCUGGAGAAAUUUCACAGGAACGUGAUCACUGAGAGAACUGCAUAACUUAGUAAGAACUAUCAAAAUCCUCAUCUCAGCUGCUAUAAAACAAGUUUUUAUGAUCUAACAAAAGCUUAAGUG
This is a messenger RNA of Ficedula albicollis (Collared flycatcher), 579 nucleotides long. RefSeq names its product protein tyrosine phosphatase, mitochondrial 1 (gene PTPMT1). The transcript is spliced from 4 exons. The annotation marks the transcript as partial. Gene Ontology annotation, molecular function: phosphatidylinositol-4,5-bisphosphate 5-phosphatase activity; protein tyrosine/serine/threonine phosphatase activity; phosphatidylglycerophosphatase activity. The record is from RefSeq and is a predicted model, not a curated record. Gene Ontology annotation, biological process: protein dephosphorylation. Lineage: Eukaryota; Metazoa; Chordata; Aves; Passeriformes; Muscicapidae.